Molecule: messenger RNA, 1065 nt
Organism: Aspergillus aculeatus ATCC 16872
Lineage: Eukaryota; Fungi; Ascomycota; Eurotiomycetes; Eurotiales; Aspergillaceae
Exons: 1
Coding region: 24-893 (289 amino acids)
Source: RefSeq, a predicted model, not a curated record
CCCAACGCGACACUAUACCCAUCAUGUUUGCUACACGACCUUCUGCAUUCCGGGCAUUCGCCCAGCAAUGUCCUCGGAGUACCUUCUCUUCGAAUUUCCAGACCUCAAGUCCAGUAUGGCGAUUUUUCUCGUACAGUGCUCCGCGAGCAAAGGCCGCCGUUAAGGCUAAGAAGCCCGUCGCACCACAGCCUAAGGUCCAGGAGCCGGCCGAAGAUACAUUGAGAUUCGCGGGCAGACGGCCUGCGGGCUCAGGCCGAUUAGCUGCUAAAGUCGCAAAAGAACCUAAGGGAGAAUUGAUGCUGUUCCAAGCGCCCUCGCACCGCAGCUACGUACUAGGCGCCUACGGUAUCACGGCUUUUUGCUUCGCGUACUCGGUGUAUAACAGCAAUAUCACCUUCCGCGACCCGAUCGCACCUCUCCCCAUGUGGCAGAAGGUAACAUUUGGAAGUAUUUGUGUCAUGAUGAGUGUGAUGGGCACCGUCUUCAUGGCCAAAACGAACAAGUUGAUCAGGACCGUCAAAGCUGUCAACAAGAAUGGGGAGGCCUACAUUCGGUUCACGGUUCGCAGCUUCAUCCCAUUUCGCAAACCGUAUGAAUUCGACGCUCUGCCUCGCCAGGUUGCCUUCGCCCGUCGUUUGGUGAUUUCCCCUGAUGCUGCUAGUAAGAGAAGCACGAUCCAGCAGAGCGCCCAAGUGAGCUUCUUCAGACAACCGUUGAAGAAGAUGAGUAUGAUGUUCUACAAGACAUUUCGGGCGAUUCGUCAGCUGUUCACCGGCGAGGAUUUUAUCCUCAUAGAAGUGGAUGGUCAAAAGGGUGAAUUCCGCAUGGAUGCGGCUGGGUACGUCUCGCAGGACUUCUUGUCCGUCGGCAACCCGGUGACUGUGAGACGCUAGAAGUGAGUUCUCGACCUGUACGAUAUUUUCCUCUUGAUGUCUCAAAUACUUAACCGUUGUUCCUUACUUUGUCACUGCUAUACGCUGGGCUCAUGUUUUGGGGCUGCGCAUUUCUUACUUAACCCCACCGCUGCCUCCUACUACCAUGUACAUAUUGUAGAAACUAGCAUUC